This is a messenger RNA of Rubroshorea leprosula, 1796 nucleotides long. The record is from the annotation of a GenBank genome assembly. Lineage: Eukaryota; Viridiplantae; Streptophyta; Magnoliopsida; Malvales; Dipterocarpaceae.
AAACCCUCAGCGCCCCCCAGCGUAUCGAAAUCCAGAAAACCCUAACAAUGGCUUCCACCGUCCUUCGAUCUCGCAUUGUUUCGAGGUUAAGAACAGUUAAGACCAAUGGUUGUGGUAUCAAUCGCAAGUCUUUUAGCUCUGAAACCGUUUCGAAUCCUCCUAAAGAAGCUAUCAUCUCCGCGCAAUCCAAUCUCUCCGAUGCGCAGCCGGUUACUCCUCCGCCAGAGGCAGCACCUCAGGUUUCGGAGCGGAAAUCGGGUGGUAUUCUCAAAUGUUGGGUGUAUUUCUUUUCUUGUUUUCCUUUUUUCUAUGUGAAAUACCGAGGUUUGCUCUAUUCUGCUGCGAUGACAGUUCCUGCUAAAUCAAUUGAACUAUAUUUGGAUUUGAGGAGGCUAGUUGAAGAUCAAGUUCAGGGCUUCACUGAACCAACCUCAGAUAAGCUUCUUCCUGAUUUGCAUCCUGCAGAGCAACAUGUUUUCACACUUGUCCUGGAUCUAAAUGAGACAUUACUUUUUACUGAUUGGAAGGUUAGAAUAUGGCUGAAUGCAAUUGAUUUCUUUCACAUCUUGAAAUUACAUGAGAGUCUGAAAUUGGUUGCAGCAUUGUGUUAGGAAAGUCAUUUAUGGUCCUGGUAAGUAUUCAUUUUAGUGCAAUUAUUCCUUGUGAGUAUAAUGUGGAUUAGUUCUAUUCCCUGAUUUCUUUUGGAUAUUUGUUCCAUGAUCUUUUUGAGACAAUUGAAUCUGUUUCAUUUCCAUAAAGUCUAUGUGGAGCCAAAGUAGAAAUUUAUGGAAACUGUAAUUAUUGUAAAUGGUUCACUGCAUACUUUUGUCAACGUUUAUGUAUUGCAAACUUUCCAGUCUGGUAUAAUGUUGUCCAAAACCAUCUCAAUUUGUUCAGUGAGAACAGAUUGUUAGUGGGCUGAGGAUUGUAAAAGCUGUGAUAGAAUGAUUCAAAUGGUUUUCUGCACUUUAAUUUUUGGGUAUCUGUGGUAAUGCCGCUAUUCUGAAUUUGUUUGCCCUGUUUGUUUGGUGAAGCGUGACAGAGGCUGGAGGACAUUUAAAAGACCUGGAGUUGAUCCCUUCUUGGAACAUCUUGCUAAGUUCUAUGAAAUUAUCGUGUAUUCUGACCAGCUAAAUAUGUAUGUUGAUCCUGUUUGUGAUAGGUUGGAUCCCAAUCAUUAUAUCCGAUAUAGGCUAUCAAGGGGUGCUACCAAGUAUCAGGAUGGCAAGCAUUAUAGAGAUCUGUCAAAGCUUAACAGGGAUCCAGCUAAGAUUCUAUAUGUGAGUGGUCAUGCAUUUGACUCUAGCCUUCAGCCUGAAAACUGUGUCCCAAUUAAACCAUAUAAGCUUGAGACAGAUGAUACGGCACUGUUGGAUCUUAUUCCAUUCCUUGAGUAUGUUGCCCGCAAUAGUCCAUCUGAUAUAAGAGCAGUGCUAAAAUCUUAUGAGAGAAAAGACAUUGCAAAGGAGUUUCUUGAGCGCUCUAAAGAGUAUCAAAGGCGGAUGCAAGAACAGAGGCAGCAGCAAAGAAGUCUCUGGCGUCGUUGAGGACAGAGUUAGUGUAUAGUUCUGGAAUUUGUGUUCUUUCUGGAGGAUGAAACAGAUGAUCUAUGACAUUGCUGUAGAAAUUCCCAAGCUUGAUUUUACCAAACAAAAGUCUUUGUAAUGUAGAUCAUACAUUUUUGGGAUUGCGUUUUUGACUGCAUCAUUCAAAUGGUUGACAAGAAUUGUAAUUUUGCCUGGAUAUAGGCAUUAUACUCUUCCCAUAAAUAUCUCUAAUCAAUCAAAAAAACAAAA